AUGCAAAUAAAACUGAUAGGUUUCAUCAUAUGUAUGUAUGUUUUAUUAUUUAAAAAUCAUGGUAAAACAGAAUUUAAAAGAAAAACAUAUACUCUUGUAAGAGUAUAUAUAGAAAAGGUUAAAUUACAUAAAAAAAAAAAAUUAUGGUUAAAUAAAUCAAAAAAAUAUUUAUAUUGUUUUAAUAAAGGUACUAGCCACAUAAAAAUAAAAAAUAAAAUCAAAAUGUCAAUAUUAGCAGAAAAUAAUGCAAGGGAAAUGUUCAGUUCAUGUGAAAAUAUAUUUAAAUUUGAAAGUAUAAGCGCUUCUUUAAAUUCUACUUAUUGGGAAAAUAAAAAUGAAGCAACACCUUUUAUACAAGUAGCUCCUAUGAUUAAUGUAACUAAUAGGCAUUUUCGUGCCCUUGUAAGAACUGUUACCAAAAAAGCUCAAUUGUGGACUGAAAUGAUAGUUGAUAAUACUUUAUUAUAUAAUUUAAAUAAUUUAGAAGAGCAUUUGGGUUUCAACUGUAAUGAACAUCCUAUCGUUUGUCAACUGGGAGGAUGUGACACAACUUCUAUGUCCGAAGCAGCUAUUUUAGUUGAACAAGCAGGGUAUGAUGAAAUAAAUAUAAAUGUUGGAUGCCCAAGUACAAAAGUAGCUAACAAAGGAGCAUUUGGUGCUUAUUUAAUGAAAAAACCAGAACAUGUAAGAAACAUUGUUCAUGAAAUUAAAAAAAAAGUUCAAAUUCCUGUAACAGUUAAGAUAAGAACAGGUGUUGAUGAAUAUGACACCUUUUCAUUUUUAAAAUCUUUUAUUGAAACGGUUUCGUCAGCAGGAUGUAAUCAUUUUAUUGUCCAUGCUAGAAAAGCAUGGUUAAAAGGUUUAGACCCAAAAAAGAAUAGAAAAAUACCACCAUUAGAAUAUAAAAAAGUAUAUGAUUUAUGUAAGCUUUAUCCUAAUUUAAAAUUUACCUUAAAUGGAGGUGUAAAGACUAUAGAAGAAGCUAUAGCUUUAUUAAAUGGGUAUAUGCCAUAUAAUAAUGAUUUAAAUCAAAAUAAUUACAUUUUGGUUGAAAAUUAUGGUGUUAAUCCACUAAAUGGUGUUAUGAUAGGUAGAGCAUGUAUGGAAAAUAUUACUAUUUUAUCCCAAACAGAUAAAUUAAUUUAUAAUGAGAAAAUUCCAAAUACAGCAUAUAGUAGAAGAACCGUAUUAGAUGCAUAUAAAUCAUAUUUAGAAGAAAACUCCAUUUUUUAUAAUGUCGCUAGUGCAUUUGAGUUAUUAAAGCCAAUUUUAGGCAUACUAAAAGGCAUGCCUGGUCAUAGACUAUUUAGGAACAAAUUGGACAUAUAUAUAAGAAAUUAUGCAUCUACGCUUAAUUGCUCUGAAAUUUUAGAAAAGGCUAUAGUCGAUGUUGAUCAAAUUGCUCCAGGAUGUUUAGAUUUGCCUUUGAAUGAUUUAAAAAUGCAACAAGAAUACAUAAAAAAUUAUUAA
Molecule: messenger RNA, 1470 nt
Organism: Plasmodium relictum
Lineage: Eukaryota; Apicomplexa; Aconoidasida; Haemosporida; Plasmodiidae
Product: dihydrouridine synthase, putative
Exons: 1
Coding region: 1-1470 (489 amino acids)
Biological process (GO): tRNA dihydrouridine synthesis
Molecular function (GO): flavin adenine dinucleotide binding; tRNA dihydrouridine synthase activity
Source: RefSeq, a predicted model, not a curated record